This is a messenger RNA of Bactrocera dorsalis (oriental fruit fly), 8092 nucleotides long. It is a transcript of the gene slpr, whose product is annotated as mitogen-activated protein kinase kinase kinase. The record is from RefSeq and is a predicted model, not a curated record. Bases 873 to 4853 code for a protein of 1326 amino acids. Gene Ontology annotation, molecular function: JUN kinase kinase kinase activity; protein binding; ATP binding. Lineage: Eukaryota; Metazoa; Arthropoda; Insecta; Diptera; Tephritidae. The transcript has 12 exons. Gene Ontology annotation, biological process: protein phosphorylation.
AAGCACAAAAGAGAAUAAUCAAAAGACGACAUGUAGUGUAUGAAGUGGAAGUGGAACCGAAAAGCAGCAGUUCAGAACGAAGAUUUGCAAAUGACUUAAAUUUGCAAAAAAACGCGAUAAAUUCUUAAUUAAACUAAUUGGAAACGCAAAGGUUGCGUAUUAACAUAUAGAAAUAACUAAAUUUUAUAAAAUAUUGAAAUAUUAAACGACGCGAAAACGAACGAAACCCAAGUGCUGCACAUGAAUUAGUGAAAAUGUAAUUUCUCUGCUGCACGACUACGAAAAAGAAGACGACGACGAAGCAAAAAAUAAAAAGAAAGGCAAAGAUAAAAAUAAAAAUCUGUGACAGGCACUGGUGUAAAUAUCCAAAUCCUUUCGGUUUGGUAAAAACUACAUUAACGUGGACGAAUGCGGCCUAAACAGGACUGUUUUAUUUGUUGCAAACGAGAAAUAUUAAAUUUAUGUAUAUACAUAUAUUGCGUAUAUUGUAUAAAGGAUAGGGAAGAAGAAUAGCACUAAAACAAAACGACAUAGUCGACGAAGAAGAAGAACGAAGUUCCGGAUAAGAGAUAUUUCUGCGGGCCAGACGUAAGGCGAAUUUUUUUUAUUUAUACAAAAUCGAAAAUAUAGUGAAGCAUAAAAACUGUUGUGGGAUUAGAAUAGGUGUGGAGAAAACUGACUGCGUAAACUACAGCAGUCUAAAACAGCUUUACGGUGCUAAUUACGAAUGGCUUAUAAACGGAUGCACGGAAGACAUCCUGCACACACACUGUCGUCUGGCGCUAGAGGACAAUAGACACCCUCUAACGUUUGGACAGCAUAUUUUUUGUUACCUUUUUUUUAAUUUUGGAAAGCACCUGUUAAUCACUUAUAUGCCUGCACACUGUUUAACCAAUAACGAUCACUUGCCGCCUGAAACCAAACCAAUGCUCGCUAUCAACGAGGAGCAACACUCGGAAGCGUCACACGCACGCAACCAUAGCGAUGGCAAUGGAGAAGUGCAUGCCAAUGGCAAUGCCAACAUCACCAACCAACAACAACGCCAACAAACUGCCGGCAGCAAUAACAACAGCAGCAGUGCCCACGAAACAACACAGUUACCACCAUUGCCAGACGGGCCGCUGUGGUCGGUGCUUUACGAUUACGAUGCCAAAGGCGAGGAUGAGUUGACUCUGCGUCGCGGUCAGAUUGUAGUAGUGCUAUCUAUGGAUAGCAAUAUUUCGGGUGAUGAGGGCUGGUGGACGGGCAAAAUUGGUGAUAAGGUCGGCAUUUUUCCCAGUAACUUUGUGACAGACCAAGAUCCUAUGCUGCCGGACGUGCCCUCAGCUAUUGGAGACAUACAACCGCACGAAAUUGACUAUGCCGAACUCGAGGUGGGCGAGGUGAUAGGCGCUGGCGGCUUUUGUAAGGUGCAUCGCGGCUAUUACAGCGGCGAAGAGGUUGCCAUUAAGGUGGCACCGCAAGCUGGUCCCGAUGUCGAAUCGAAUCGCGACAAUGUGCUACAAGAAGCGAAGCUAUUCUGGGUCGUCAAACACGAAAACAUAGUGGCACUGCGUGGCGUCUGUCUAAAGCCGCCCGAUCUGUGUCUUGUUAUGGAGUAUGCGCGCGGCGGCAGUUUAAACCACAUUUUGGCGCGUGGCAAGAUACCACCCGAUGUGCUGGUUAACUGGGCGAUACAGAUAGCACGCGGCAUGAAUUAUUUGCACAACGAAGCACCCAUCUCGAUUAUACACCGUGAUCUGAAGAGUUCCAAUGUGCUCAUUUUGGAAGAAAUCAUUGCCGGCAAUCUGCACAAUAAAACACUGAAGAUCACCGAUUUCGGUUUGGCGAGAGAGCUUUACAACACAACACGCAUAUCAACAGCGGGCACAUACGCUUGGAUGCCGCCGGAAGUGAUAAAGAGCAGCACGUACUCCAAGUCAUCGGAUGUUUGGAGCUACGGUGUGCUGCUAUGGGAGCUCAUCACAGGCGAAACGCCAUACAAAGGUUUCGAUUCGUAUUCAGUCGUGUUUGGCAUUGCAGUGAAUAUGCUAACGCUGCCUAUACCGAAAACUUGCCCGGAUGCAUGGGGAAAACUCAUGAAAAGCUGCUGGGAGAAUGACCCGCAUAAGCGACCGGGUUUCAGGGACAUACUAACGAAGUUGGAAGACAUUACACGUUCAGGUUUCACGCUGACGCCACAGGAAUCGUUCAACACUAUGCAAGAUGCCUGGAAGAAGGAAAUAGCCGAAGUGCUGCAAGAGUUGCGCUUGAAAGAAAAGCGUUUCCAAGCAAUCGAGGAGGAAUUGCGCACGAAAGAGGAACGCUUGAAUCGUGUUCAGAGCGAACAGGACGAACAGGCGAUGAAUCUGAAACGCUUCGCAGAGCAGUUAAAACUGCGCGAGAUGGCUUUAAUCGGGCGAGAGCUGCAAAUUGCACAACAAACGCCCACGCCGAAUCGUAGACGUGGCAAGUUUAGCAAAGUGAAACUUAAACUGCUAAAAAAGAACGAAGUGCAAAUUUCACUUCCAACCGACUUCCGGCACACAGUGACAGCAAUACACGACAAACCCUUGACUGAUACACCGCCUGGCUCACCAGCGAUUUCCCAAGUGCGCAUUGUGGCACGCUACAAUUCCAAAGACUGGUGCUCGCCUUUACACGCGCUGCCAGCCGCUGCUGGCGCCGGCACUACCAUCGUGGACGCGCCGCUGCCCAUUAUGUCGCCCAAUCCCUACCUGCUGAGCCGCUUUACUUCCAACAUUCCCAUGCCCACGCUGUACGCCGGCGAUGCGGUGCGCAAGCCGAAGCUUUCCGUCAUCGAAGUGCUGCUCUACAAUAUGGCCGCGCUGCUUGCCGGCGUCGCCGCUGGCUAUGACGUGCGCAUCUCAAACGUGUCGCCGGUGCAUCCAAUGCUGCUUAGUGAUGUGCCCGCAUUAAAGGCACCCAUGGAAAUGGAGUUUCCAAGCGUUUUGGAUGAGCGCAGCCGCUUUGCCGCCAACACUUAUCAUGGCACUGGCAACAAGCACAAUCGCGCCACACUGAGUGCAACCACAUUCACGCGUUUAGAGGAACAACGCGCUCCUCUGCAUCAGAAUCCGCGCGGCUCGCCCAAACUGCAUGCCGCUGCGCCCAGCUUUUACUUCCAAAAGCAUGCGUUGCCCCCAGCUGACAGCAAGCUGGUAUUGCAACAGCAGAAGCAAACACUGCAACAUCAGCAGCUGCCACUAACCGGCUCCACCACAAGCGGCUUGGGCUCCAAUUUCACCAACAAUACCUCCGCGCUGCUUUCGUCGUCCCUGGGAAGUCAUACGCAGCCUCCAACACCUUCGCCGCGUCGGAAAAUCAGCACCUCUUCAUUUACUGAGAAUCUCGAGUAUUCGCUACAUGAUGACACGCCACCAACGCGCCGUUUUGAUGACGACUUUAACGCUGGCAGUGGCAUGCCGCCCUCCUCAACGCAAUAUACGCGCGCUGAUUAUUUGCGUCACGGACCGAGCUUCUCCAAUGAUGGCGGCGCUUAUGGCGCAGGCGUGCAUCGUGCUGGCUACUUCGGCUCCAACUACUUUCCGUAUCGACCAGAGGUGCAGUUGGCGUAUCAACGCGACUGUAAAUCGUAUCCUGACUACUCCUACGACUACAAUCACCGCCUGCCCAAUUACUACGACUACAACUACGACCCACAGCAGCCGCACCAGCAAUCAACGCCAAAGCAUCAGCAGCAACAAGCUCAGCAACACUAUCAAACGCGCACACCGCCGCCGCGCGUACCCCAAAUGGGCGUCAGCGCUGCUGGACACCGGCGCACACCGUCAACUAUCUCCAAUAGCUCCAACAUCAAUCAGGGCUUCUCUUUCGAUCACGAUGAGCUGCAUGCGGUAGAUUUGUAUGACUACAACAAUCUCAAUUUACAACUGAACAUUAAUAUGGGCGCCGGCGGUGCGCCUGACUUCGCGCACUACCGCGAGCUACCGCCACCUCCACCUGCACCGAUUGGCGUAGUGCCACCGCCCAGCAAACAUGAGCUGUAUAAGAGCUCACCCAAGAUGGCCCAGCGUUUGAAGCGCGCCGGUGCAGGCGGCAGCAUGGGUGGUGCCGACACAGGAGGCGGCUUAAAUCGCAUUCGCGACUAUGAAAAUUUACCCGCGUACAUUGCCAGCCCUUUGCACCGGACAAAGUUUCACAACACCUUGGCCCAGCAGCAACAUCUGCAACAAUUGCAGCGGGAACGCGAGCAACAACAUCAGUCACUCUUUAGUACACCGCAGCAUAGUCUCUACACGCACACCACACACGCGCAAUCAACGCCGCUGAGUCCGGUACAUAUGAAACCGUUAAGCGCGCAAGAGCGGCCAGUUUCGCUACCUUUCGAACAGACAACAGCGACGCUGGGCUUCAAUGGCAGCGGUUCCAACAAACUGCGUUCGUCGCUCAAAAAAUACAACUAUAAGACGCCUAAUGGUGGCGCCGCGUCUAAUACCGGUAAUGGCGCUGAAUUGGUGGGCGCCAACAUGAGCAAUGGUCUUACCGUAGUGGGUGGCAACGGUGUCGCCAAGCGCGCCGGCAGCAUUUCUUCACAGCAGGGCACGCCCACUAAUCUCACUCCCCCCGAUUCGCUCACCAGUGAUGACAGCUCGUAUCUGAGUGCCAAAGAGGGCUCCAUUUCCUCGCAGCACAGCCGUGUGCGUUUCAGCCCCGAGGCGUUUCUGGACGCCAGCAGCGGCAAUGGCAGCUUUAACAAUAGCAACAGCAACAAUGGCGGCAGCGGCAGCGCUAGCGGCUAUCUCAAUCAAUCCACAAUAUCGCUUUUCAAUCGACGCAUAUCGCGGCGCCACACCAGCGACAUGUCCGCCGGCACCCCACCAUCCUCCUAGCAGGCUAGCGCCGCACGCUUCACCAAUACAACACAACUGCAGUUGGCGCGCAGUCCAGGCGCUUUGGUCAGCAGUUCAUUGUCGUUGAAUUCGCCGCAGCAACAGCAGCUAUCCACGUCGGCGCAGCACUCAAUGCAGCAGCUUCCGUAUCGCUGGUACUCGGGUGCACGAAGAUCGCGUUCAGCGCACUACGAAUAUAGGUUGUAAGCAAGGCGGGAGGCGAUUAAAGCUCAAAAAUCAUUAUUGGAUAAGAAGAAAACUGCGCAAGCGGAGAGCAGGGACGCUUGGUGUUCCCAAUGAUCUAGUGUAACAUUUUCGGUUUCCACUUCUAAAUAAAUAAUUAGGGCGUACAACCAAAAGAGAUGUACAUAGAACUUACAACUUAGCGACUAAACAGGUAUUAUCUUUCAGACCGUUGUAGUAUUCCAAAUGUUAAAAACAAUGAUCUAUAUACAUUCGCAUAUAUAAGAAACACACUCCCGAUUAGCUGUUAGCAGUGCAAAAUUUUCAUUUCAUACCUUGAAAAUCACUCAAAAUGAAUAUUCAGCAAAUGCUUUAUUGAUAAAUUUUUAGAUUAAUCAAUUUGUCGAACACAAUAAGAGGCUUAAGGCCCUUCACAUACGAAUAUUUAGGGAAUAUGAAAUUGUCUUACUAAUCAUAUAAUUAAGCAGAAAUAACAUGACUAAAACGAGUGCUGAAUUACGAACAAGCGCGCUGAAUUAAUACGCUCCAGCAUAUUUUAUACAGACUCGACAUUUUUUCAACAAAAAAGCCAUAUUUAAAGUUGCUGAAUAACUGAUGUACCGGGAAAGCAAUAGAAAAUGAAAAUCAAUAUAUAUGUAUUUCCUUUCAAAUUUCGCUAACUUUGUACAUUUAUAUUUGCUGAUUUGCUUUUUGAUGCAAAGUCACGACUCAAUUACAACUGAGCGCGCUGAAUGAAACAAACUGCACGGAUAUACAUAUUUUAGAAUGCUCCGGUGCAAAUGCGAAAUUCUAACAACAAGCUGAAUAGCGCUGAAUAAACUUUACUUUUGUUUUGAAAGCGAAUCAUUGACUAAUAAGCCAAGCCUAAACGACUGAGCGCGCUGAAUGAAGUAAAUUUCACGGUUAUACACAUUUUACAAUGUUUUGGUGCAAAUGAGAAAUUCCAAUAACAAGCUGAAUAGCGCUGAAUAAACAUUAAGUUCGUUUUGAAAGCGAAUUAUUGACUAAAAAGCCAAGCUUAAACAUCGUAAGCAAAGCUAACACACCAUAUACUGCGCUGAAUACAUUUCAACAUAGCUGAAUAGCGUUUAACUACGCAACAGAAGAAGGCGCAUCUUAAUAGAUUUAAAAAAAGCAAAAGAAAUGUGGUUUGCUAAUUACUCCAAACAUGCCAAUCAUUCCCCUAAACACUUAAUUGGUUUUGCCAAACAUAUGUACAUACAUAUUUAAUAGCAAGAAUGAACUCUUAAAAUGCUAAGUAUUUGUAUAUAACCACAUACAUGUAAGCAAUCAUACACAAUUCCUACUGCUGCUUAUUUUAAAAACAAAAAUUGGUAAAGCUUGCAAUUUAUGCAAUAAUUGUCAUUGAAAUUGCGCUCUAAACUGUAAAUCGAUAAUGAAAACUCCAUGAAAAUAAGAGAUGGUUGUAGUUGAAAACAUUUUUGAAGUCGAUUCAGCGCACUCAAGAAUGACAAAAGUCGUUUUUAGAAAUGUUUUCAAUGCGAACGACGGGCAAAAAUAUUUUUUUCAAAAUCGCCUGAUGCUGUUUGCGCAUUUUCGAAAAUAUAAAAACUAAAAAUAAAUCCUUAAUCAAUGUGAAAUUGUAUGCAAUUGAUGCCUUAACAAAAAAUUAUGCAAAAAUUAAAAACUCAAGCAAAACAAAAAAAAAAACACGAAAAUCAUAAAAAGUUCGUAUAUUCGAAAAACAAUCAGAGGAAAAAACGGUAAAUUGAAAAACUCUCAACAUGUAUUAUAUGAGAGAUAUUCGCUUUUGAAUUACCACAAUAAGAAUUUGUAAGUUUCUUCUUCAUCUCUAUAUGCUGACGGAGAGUUAGGUGCAUAACUUUAAGGCUGAUGUUAUUUCAUAAGUGUAGAGUAUGUAUGCAUUACCGUUAUACAUGUGGUACAUACAUAUAAAUAUUAAUAAUCGACAGGAAAAGCAAAAUGGAGAAGUACUAUGUUUAUGAAUUCAUAUUUAAAAACAAGUUAAAAAAGAAAGAAAAAAUUGCAUAAUAAAAUUAAUAUAGUCAAUACUCAUUAGCUUGAACAACGUACCGGCUUGCAAAAUAACUGCAAACGCAAAUAUGCGGGCGUAAAAAUAUUUUUUAAUUAAUAAAAUUAGUUUUCUUGAAAUCAGUUCCGAUCGACGCCGCUUGACUUGGUGAUGUGAGCGCAUAUUUAUUUUGCACAAAUACAUUCAAAUUGUUUCGAUUUUUCUUAUAAAAAUCAAUAACAAAAUGAUAUAAUACUCAAACUUGAAUAGAAAGUUAAAAAAUCUGGCUCUCGAGUAAAGUUCGGUUAGAAUUCGAGCCGAAAGGGCAAGAAAAGUGCUCGCGAAUGAUGAUAUUGGCUUUGCGAAGCAUUACACAAAAGUAACGGUAAUGAUCAAGACACGAAAUCGCGAACCGAGUUGAGUGCGAAGUGAUGGCUUGCGUACAGGUCUACAUAUUCCCCUAAAUUUAUCCAUACGCGAAUAAUAUCGGCUCGUUCACUAAGUAAUUUCGUUUUUAGUGCAAUCUGCAACACAUUUUUUUAUUGCGUAACACAUUUUUUUUUAAUUAUAUUUUCUCAAUUUUGAUCCAAUAACUUUUGCCAACUUUCGCUCAAGAUACUGAUUCCACGCUCAUGAAAUUCAAGUGGUUUUUGACAUUCUGAAUUGAGUUGAAGGUUCUCCCAUUCAAAAACUUUUGCAGAGACAUGUAAUAGUCUCCAGGGGCCAAGUCUGGAGAAUAUGGUGGAUGAGGUAACACAUCUCAUUUAAGCUCAAUUUGUCCAACUGAUCACAAAACAAUUCAGAAAUGAUCGUGGUAUUGACGGGUAAAAGCUCAAAAUAAACGAUUUUCUUGUUAAAUCCCACCAAAUUGACAACAAAACUUAUCGUUGGUGUCUAUCGGUCUUCAGUAUAUCGAUUAUUUAUAAACAAGGCUUACUAUAUCAGCUGUUCAAAUAUAAAACGGUAAAUUGGUAAAGCUCAGCUGUUGUCAAGCGAAAUUACUAAGUGAAGGACCCAGUAUUCAAACACUUCUUGCGUGUUA